CCCUGGCUGCCAUCUUGCCUGUUUUGACCUGCACACUCCCUCCCAUAGACGCUCCUAUGGGGCAAAAAGAGAAGGAAAAGGAACCAGUGAAAAUGUUACAAAAUGCAAUUAAUGCAGUCAACACCGUGGUCCAAGGACCCUAUGAGAUAGGAUGUCUCCUGUGCAGGUGACAGCCAAGUUCUUGUUCUCAAAGGAUGAAUUGAAGUCCAGCUGACCUAUCUGACAGGCAGGUCAAGGGAUUAAAACCAGCCAUUUCUAUGGAAGAAAUGUGUUUUUUUCAAAAUAGCAGCCGAGUGAUCGGGGCGGACAUUUCCUGAUUUGGCACAUCCACGUGGCUGCCAUUUUGUGACCAAGCUCAUAGCACUUCCUUGCUAUUUGGGACAUGCUCACGAGCUCAGAACGGGGGAGGGGGGACAUUUAGCCAGCAAUUACAUGGACCCACAUUUUCUGGAAAUCUCAGCCUUCCAUUUAAGUAUUAGAGGGCUUUGACCCCUCUGUGUUAUGAGGUCACUCUUGGUAUCCUUCAGUCCAUAGUUUCAUAGCUUUCUUUGGCACAAUUCUAUAUAUUGGGUGUGGAGGGGAGCAUUGGCCUGGAAGAGGGGGCUCGGAUUUGCCUUGCGGAGGUGCCCUGCACCACAAAGGAGGUGCGAUGUGCCCAAUGGAGCAAAGAGGCAACUUGAUCUGUCUUAUAUCAUUGCACCCCACAAUUUCCUGCACAUUUGCAAAAGGCUGAAUGGGCUUCAGCACAGGCUUAGCACGUGUACACGAGGCUAUGGCAACUGGGUGGUUGUGUGAAACAGGUUCAAAGGGGUGUUUUGCUAAUGAGCCGCUUUUUAACGAGAUGGGUGGUGACAAAUUUGAUAUAUAAAUAAAAAAAUAAAUAACGCCUUCGCCAGCAUGAAACACUCUCCCAAAGAUCUGGAUGGACGGACAGAUAGAUCGAUUUGCGUGUGUGUGUGUGUGUGUGUGUUUUGUGCAUGAGAAAAAGAGAGAAAGUGUGCACAGUGCUAAAUCUUUGGCUUAGCUUCUCCUAUCCUGCUUUGUGAAAGAUUUUCCCUGGCAAAAGUCCACUUAAAUUCGGGGAAGAGGAUUUAAAGGGAUAUUACCAGACUAUGUCAUAGCCAUUAAAAAAAACAUACACCCUGCAAAAAGACAUGAUCUCAGCAGAUUGUUAUUGCUUACAGUGAAUUGUGUUGUCUUUAAUGUGGAAUCAAGACUUUUCAUCUUUCAAGAAAUGGUUUUCAUCUCUGAUUGCCUCCUAAUUGAUGUCUCGUAAUCCCUCUUUCUUGCCUCCUCCCCCCACUCCAUGCCAAAAUGUGUUUCUGUUCUUAGAAUAUUUCUCUGCUUUACUCUGCAGUCUUCAUCUCGACGAGCUGGUCUUUGCUGCACUAAUUGUCACACAACCAACACAACCCUCUGGAGAAGGAAUGCAGAAGGGGAACCCGUGUGCAACGCCUGCGGAUUAUACAUGAAACUCCAUGGGGUGCCAAGACCUCUGGCAAUGAAAAAGGAAAGCAUUCAGACCAGGAAGAGGAAACCUAAAAAUAUCACUAAAGGCAAAUCCUCAACAAAUGGUUCCACAACUUCCACCACCAACUCUCCUUCCUCACUUCCGAACUCAGACAGCACAGUCACUUUAAAAACUGAACCCACCGUCACAUCACAAUAUCAGGGACAAUCAAUAGUGUCAACUUCCCAGGGACCAAGUCAUUCUGAAAACGUCCUGGCAGACCACCAUCCCCAGUUCAAGUAUGAGCCAGAAGAUUACACCUUCUCGUCAUCCGCCAUGCCCCAGCAGUCGGGACUAAGCGUUGCCCCCCGUCAAGACUCAUGGUGCGCGUUGGCCCUGGCCUAGGCAGCCAGUUUUCCAUUCUGAAGCCAGGAAAGAGGCUACAGAAGAAUGCCUUCGAUCCCCCUUCAAGAUCACUGGAGAGCAGACAAAGACUUCCCGGCUGUAAUCCUUUGGAUCUGUCCGGUUUCUUGUAAUCAGCAUGGUUCUCUGUUCCUCAAGGCUGAUAAAUUUCUUCUUCCCUGCGGAGGCUGCAGCAUGCGGUCCGCUGCCACCAACUCUGUUGGCCCUCUGAAUUUCUGAAAGUUGAUAUCCUUUCGCCAAUCAAAGGAAGGGACUGGGAGCUCCGACCUCAGGCACAAGUCUCCCUCUCUCCCUUCUCUUGAGAUCCAUCCAAAAGAAAUAGAAUCUAUGUUUUGUUCACGGUGAUUCUUCUCUUCCUCCCCACCCCCUUUUUUUUAAUGACUCCCUUGUGUGCAAUUUUACUCCACUUCCUAAUAAAGACUAUGCUAGCAUAUGA
Molecule: messenger RNA, 2309 nt
Organism: Python bivittatus (Burmese python)
Lineage: Eukaryota; Metazoa; Chordata; Lepidosauria; Squamata; Pythonidae
Source: RefSeq, a predicted model, not a curated record